Maudiozyma saulgeensis is the source of this 1470-nucleotide messenger RNA. The record is from the annotation of a GenBank genome assembly. Lineage: Eukaryota; Fungi; Ascomycota; Saccharomycetes; Saccharomycetales; Saccharomycetaceae.
AUGUACCACGUUAGAGUAGUACCGUGGGCUGACCCUAAAGAGUUGGAUGAUUUGAGGAACUGGUUUUAUAGUAAUAAUGAUGACAGAGCAAAAGCAAUCGCCAAAGUGAAAAGCUAUCAAAGUCGAGGUUCACAAUAUUUACCGCAUGUAAUUGACUCAACAUCACAACUGACUAGUGCUGUAUUACUCGAUGAAACAAAUAACCAGGUAGGAAUGAACGCAAUUAGAAUGGCAUACACGAUGGCAUUAAUUAGAUUUGUCAAUGGUAUAUUAGAUCCUAACCAACAAGCGCAAUAUGCGAUCCCAUUACAUAGAUUGGCACAAAAUGUUGGUUUAGGUAGUUCUUUUGUCGAAUUGAGGCAUUGGGGUACACAUGAAAGAGAUUUACCUAGCAUUGAAAUGCUUAGAAUUACAACAAAGGAGGCUCUUACUUGGUUAUGGGAUCAUUAUUGGAAUGAUAGUACAUUAGAAGAUAUGACCAGUGACGAUGAAGGUAACGCUAUAGAAGAUACUGUGAGUGAGGAGCAAACUGAAUUACAACGAGUUUUGAUUCUAUGGCCAGGAUUAUUGUAUGAAUUCUCUCAUAACAAAUAUAUUUGGCAAAAUGAUAAUAAUUCUUUAAUUAGUAGUUCAAACUUUACAGUAUCUGAAAAGACAAAAAAUAGUCAAAAGUUACCAGAGACAAAGAUUAAUAAUUAUAUCAACGAUUGGAAAACUAUUUGGAAAAGUUAUCAUGAUCGUGAACAAUUUGUCGAUAUUGUUAUGGAAAAAUAUAAUUCUCUUUUACUUCAUUUAUUAAUACUAAAAUUAACAGAUUUUGAAAUAUUUUAUUUUAAAUGGCUUCUGAAAGAAUAUAUUCAACAACUCCAAGACGGCAAUAAACGAGAUUCGAUAAGAAAUAAUUCAUUAUUGAGUAAACAUUUCAGAAGUUGGACAGAUAUUGAACAAAAAUUAGUAAAGAGAGUUAUAAAUCAUUUGAAUAUUAAAACAGUAAUACCGAGAUGGAAACUUUGGAAUGAUUCAUUGAAGGAAAAUCCAUCUUAUUUAUCUUUGGUAAUAGUGAAGGCUCUUAUAAAGAGAAUGAAUGAAAUGACUAACGGUAAUGGGAACACUAAUGACUGGAGAAAGAAAAAGAAGAGAAGACAAGCGUCUAAUGAGCAAGAAACAAUGAAUUCAGCAAAUGAAUUACUGAAGGAGUUAGAAUCGAGAUAUGAUAUCUCCGAAAAGGAUAACUAUGAACAAUCGUUUGUCAUCGUAAAGACUAAAGAAACAAUCUCAAAUAGCAUUGAAAAGAAUCAUAAUUUUUCACCUAAUGACAUAUUCAAUGAUUUGGCAAACUUGAAGAAAAGACUAAAACAUGCAAAUAGUGAACCCUCAGAAGUCAAGGACAAAAUAGAAGUUAAGAAACAAAAAAUAAUGCUAUGGGAAACUCCUACAGAUUGGACACCCAAACCAUUUGGUAUGUUAUAG